This is a messenger RNA of Macroventuria anomochaeta, 2408 nucleotides long. Its product is annotated as carotenoid oxygenase. The transcript has a single exon. Gene Ontology annotation, biological process: carotene catabolic process. Lineage: Eukaryota; Fungi; Ascomycota; Dothideomycetes; Pleosporales; Didymellaceae. The coding region runs from base 179 to 2284 and encodes 701 amino acids. Gene Ontology annotation, molecular function: carotenoid dioxygenase activity. The record is from RefSeq and is a predicted model, not a curated record.
CAUGGUACCUGGAGCUCGUUCGGUCAACACGCCAUCAACUGUUUGGCCAGACAUGUGAAACCUCAGAAUACUGUCAUGCCGAGUGCCACAUGCUUGUCAGACUAAUAUCCCAGGCUGUACAACCUUGAGAACUUCCUCAGCACGCCGCUCCAAUGCGAACAGCACCCGUCAAUUCAUUAUGUCCUACAAUGGACGUAGCAAGACGCAGGCCAAAAAGCACCCGUAUCUUACUGGAAACUUCGCACCGGUAACCCAAACAUGGACGCCAACGCCCGUUACCUGGACGGGAACCCUCCCCAAAGAACUCAAUGGCGGCAUGUAUGUUCGUAACGGAGGCAACCCCAUGGCCAAUGCCGAUCUUGGACGUGAGGCCCACUGGUUCGACGGCGAUGGCAUGCUCUCAGGAGUCUGGUUCAGCCGUUCACCCAACAAUGCCAACGAGCUUGAUGUUCAGUUCGUCAACCAAUUCGUCCUGACGGAUGUGUUACUGUCUCAAGUCGAGAGCAGCACACUCCGGACACCGAUCUUGCCUAGUAUUGCAACCUUGACAAACCCUGCUUCGAGCCUUUUCUGGAUCAUCUGGAGGAUUAUGCGCACCGUCUUUAUCGUUCUAUUAUCACAUCUACCUGGCUCGGGCUUCGCCGUCAAGCGCAUUAGCGUUGCCAAUACGAGUGUUCUAUAUCAUGAUGGAAGAGCAUUGGCAACAUGCGAAAGUGGCCCUCCUAUGCGCCUUACACUACCUGGGCUGGAAACCGUGGGCUGGUUCGACGGGAAUACAGUAGAAGGCGAACCUGAGAGUGAGGACAAGAAGGAAGAACCUACACUUGGUGGGACAGGCCCGUUGAGCUGGAUGCGCGAAUGGAGUACUGGUCACCCUAAAGUCGACAACGCAACGGGCGAACUGGUCCUAUUCCACUGCAGCUUUGCCCCACCGUAUGUCCAGUACUCACUCAUACCGCCUACGGGCUCGAAUAUCGAGGAUCACCACUCAUCGGACGAUGCAAGUCGAAUCAUCAACGCUGCGGUCCCUGGGUGUACAGGCGGAAAGCUCAUGCAUGACUUCGGUGUGUCCAAACACAACACUGUCAUCCUUGAUCUUCCGCUUAGUCUAUCACCUCUCAACCUUGCGAAGAAUUCACCAGUGGUGGCGUACGAACCCUGGAAGCCCUCUCGAUAUGGUGUCUUCCCCCGUCAACAUCCAGAAGCGGUGCGCUGGUUCGAGACCGAUGGUUGCUGCAUCUUCCACACAGCCAACACGUGGGAUGAGUAUGACGCUGAUGGUAACGUAGCCGCAGUCAGCCUUCUGGCAUGCCGCCUCACGUCUGCUUCUGUUGUAUUCAGUGCUGGAAACAUCACGCCCCCGCCGCACCCAAACCAUAAGGACGUAAUACGCGAGAAGCCCAUGUCUUUCUUCGCCAAAUACGAUGAUGAAGUCGACAGACAGGAUCCUGAAAAGAUGGACGAGACAUCACCCUUGAUAUCUUACAAAGAUGCUGUGCCCAACUCACUCGGCGCAUCCUCAGGUUUGCCAAUAUCCGACGAUGACGAAGAACAGUGUCGACUGUACUAUUACAGAUUCUCUUUGGAAUCAGCAACCGAAAAUGUCAUCACGCACCAGUUCGCCCUCGCGGCCAUACCCGUAGAGUUUCCUACAGUUUCGCCUUUGACCGCCAUGGACUCUGCACGCUACAUUUACGCUUGCAGCACGUCAAACGAAUCUUUUGGCGCCGCGCUGGGUAAAGCCAGCAAAAUUGAUAUUCUUGUCAGAUUUGAUGUAAAAGCUCUGCUUGUAAGGGCUCAAGUCGAACCACCAGAUGCAGUUACAGGCUGUGUAGACAACCGUACUCUCAGCCAGAUCAUGGCCUCCAGCGACCCCAACGAUCCGAUCAAGGUCUUCAGGUUCCCACCAAAACAUUACGGACAGGAAGCUACGUUUAUCCCUCGCUCAAGGCGCGGUUCUGCAAUCAACAAGAAUACUGCUUUCGACGAGGACGACGGUUACCUUGUCUUCUACGUGUUCGACGAGCACCAGUUGAAUGAGGACGGCGAGUGUAAAGAGGAUGCGAAGAGCGAACUCUGGGUUCUGGAUGCUCAGACGAUGGCACGAGUCGAAUGCAAAAUCCAGUUGCCAACUCGCAUUCCGUAUGGUCUUCAUGGCAACUGGUUCACAGAGGAGCAGAUCGCUCGUCAGAAGGGAGUGGAGAUGGUACGGGCGCUGCCGGCAGCCGCUACGGAUACCAGGUGGAGUCGCAUCAAGCGAAGCAUACAUGGGCGUUUGGGUUGAUACCAAUGUACACAUAGCAUGAGCAUACGGCGUUUGAAGCUACACAUAGGCAUGCAUAUUGUCCAUAAUGAUAAUAAUUCACGACACACAAAUUAAUUGUUCAAUUUGCGCAAAGCACGAGCUC